CCGGUAAACCCCCGCCCAAUGAUCCAAGAUCUCGUCAACAAGGACGUGCUUGUUCGGCUCAAGUGGGGCGAGACCGAAUACAAGGGAAGACUCGUCAGCGUCGACUCGUACAUGAACAUCCAACUCAGCGGUGCCGAGGAAUACAUCGACCAAAAAUUGACCGGCGCGCUCGGACAGGUUCUGAUUCGGUGCAACAAUGUUCUCUACAUACGGGGAGCAGACCAGGGAAGCAACGGCGACGUGAAAAUGGAGGGUUGA
Molecule: messenger RNA, 258 nt
Organism: Sodiomyces alkalinus F11
Lineage: Eukaryota; Fungi; Ascomycota; Sordariomycetes; Glomerellales; Plectosphaerellaceae
Product: LSM domain-containing protein
Exons: 3
Biological process (GO): spliceosomal snRNP assembly; mRNA splicing, via spliceosome
Cellular component (GO): catalytic step 2 spliceosome; U1 snRNP
Molecular function (GO): RNA binding
Source: RefSeq, a predicted model, not a curated record